This is a messenger RNA of Neofelis nebulosa (Clouded leopard), 4969 nucleotides long. RefSeq names its product folylpolyglutamate synthase (gene FPGS). Lineage: Eukaryota; Metazoa; Chordata; Mammalia; Carnivora; Felidae. The coding region runs from base 2736 to 4478 and encodes 580 amino acids. Gene Ontology annotation, biological process: tetrahydrofolylpolyglutamate biosynthetic process. The transcript has 15 exons. Gene Ontology annotation, cellular component: cytosol; mitochondrion; cytoplasm. Gene Ontology annotation, molecular function: tetrahydrofolylpolyglutamate synthase activity; ATP binding. The record is from RefSeq and is a predicted model, not a curated record.
AACGUUUUCAUGCUGGCACCAAAAGGCCAACAUUUGUUCUCCAGGUGUAUGAUGAAGAUGCCUUUGAUUUUCUCCUUGACACAUUUCUGUUUCCUUCUGUGCACAUCUGUGACUUUCAAAAUAAAAAGCAAUGAUACAAAGGAGGUUAGCAGCCCCUACAUACAAAUGGUUUUUAAUUAUAAGAAAAAGUGCUCAGCAUCCUCCAAAUGAAAUAAAUGCAAAUAACAACUAGCUUGAGAAUCCAUUUUUCCACCUAUGCAGUUGGCGCGGAUCAAACUUGGCUAAGGUCUGUGUUGGUGAGGAAAUGGCUGGCUCACGCCCUGUGGGGGCCCCCGGGGGUAGAAAUGUAUCCCGCCCCUUUGGAAGACAAUGUGGCAAUGUGUGUGGUGUCAGUUGCCAAUCACCUUUGACCCAGCAAUGGCAUUGCUGCUGCUUGGAAUUCAUCCGUCAGAUGUGCUCACACAUGGAAGAAAUGAUUAGGGUAAAAUGUUACCCAUUGCAACAUUGCUUGUGAUGGCAAAAUAUUAGAAACCUAAGCGUCCAUCAGUAGGAGACAGGGCCAAAUCCACAAUAGUACUUACACACCAAGAAGGGCUGCGGCAGCUUCAAGAAAAACAAAUUAGCCAGUGGGGCAACUCUUCUGUACUGACACCGUCCAAAAUAAGGCCCAGGAUGUAAAGGUAUGUGGAAAACGUACCACGCAGAGAGUUGUGUAUACAGUCUGCUCUCUGCAAGUAUAAAAUGGAAAUCUGUAUUUGUAUUUGCUUGCAAAUGUAUAACCGAUCUCUGGAGAGGAAACCUAAUUGGUUGCUUUUGGAGAGGGUAAUUAGGAUGUGGAGGCCUGGCGUGAGAGGGAAGCUUUUCACCGUACAGUUUUUGUACUUCUGACUAUUUGAGUGAUACGAUGAUGUAGCAUCCAUCCAAAAAAUCCUAGGACUUAAAAAUCAAAUAAAAACAGGAAAAGUUUUUUUUUUUUUUUUUAAGUUUAUUUAUUUAUUUUGAGAGGAGAGAACGUGAGCAGGUGAGGGGCAGAGGGAGAAGGAGAGAGAGAAUCCCAAGCAGGCUCCAUGCUGCCAGCACACAGCCUGAUGUAGGGCUCAAACCCACGAAUUGUGAGAUCCUGACCUGAGCCAAAGUCGGAGGCUCAACAGGUUGAGUCAUCCGGGCGCCCCAAGAUUUUUUUAAAGUAAUCUCUACACCCAACAUGGGAUUCAAACUUGCAACCCCAAGAUCAAGAGUUGUGCCAGCCAGGGGCCCCAAAGGAGAAAUAUUUAAAGCUCCUUUAUGAUUGUUUGUAUGCAGUUGUUAAAUUAUAUACAUGUAUACGCGUAGAGAACAUUUCAUUGAUGAAGAAGAAGAAAAGGAAGAAGGAGGAGGAGGAAGAGGAAGAGGAGAAGAAGACCAAGAAAGGAAAGCACCUCUUUAUUUCCCAUGAGGCCAGCCAGGGAGGGGGCGCCCAGCAGUGAUGUGAAAAGCAGAAGUCCAGCCAAUGGCAGAAUCUUCCCAACAUGUUAUUUGUUUAUUUCAAAAUCAAACAAUCUCUGAUAAAUAUUUAGCCCCAAUGCCUGCAGGAAAGAGGGAGGGAGGUGCUGAAAUCCCUUCAGUUGUUUAAAAUUGUCUUUGGUCUGUGGGAACUUCCCUAGAGGGCCCCAUCCCCCACCUCCAAAAAACCAAAACAAGACAAAACGAAACCCACACACCUUUCUGGGACCUUUCAGCUAUAAAAAGAGAGUCUCCAUGCUACUUUUUCCACGGUAGCAGUUGGGGCCAAGAAGGUCAUAGACAGGAAAAAGUUCUGAAAAGUCCAGGACAAAUCCACCUCACCUACAGCUAGGACAGAUUACUGUCCCCUCCCCGGGUGGCUCUCCAACCCACUCUCCACACAAAUCUUCCAAAGUGCAAACCUGAUCUUGUCAUCUUUCUUUAAAACCAUUUUAUUGUCCAAUUUCAAUCCAAAUUCCUUAGGCUACAAGAUCCUACUGGAUCUGGCAUUCCGGAGCAACCAGGCCCGACCCAGUGGAAAUGCAGUUCCCUCGGGCUAGUUCCCACCCCACCCCCUGCCCUCCUCCAGCCGCUCCCCUUCCCUCUUCAGUCCUUUGUUUUUCAACACGGCGUUCCCUCCCUACGCCUGGAAACCUCUCCCCCGACCAGCUCCGCUACCUCGCGGACUCGGCCUCAUCCCCAGGCCUCUGCCAGGAUGCCGCUUCUUCCAGGACGCCUUCCCAGGCUGCCCAGGGACGGCAGGGGCCCCAAUAGCGUAGGAGCUUGGGGUUUGGUCUAUUGCCUCGCAAUCGGGCUGUCAGAUUCAGGAGUGCAGGGGCCAAAUACCUGCAGCCUGCGGUCUCUGCUUUAAACUGCGACAUUUUGGGGCUUGAAUUGAAUGACCUCCACACAAGUGUAAGCUAGCUCCGUCUUCCAUCCGGACUCAUAGCUGGUUCUGGCAGAGCACCAGUCUGAGGAUUGCAGACUGGGACUAUUUUGGGGGUGUGGCCGGGUCCUGGAGAUUCUCAGUGCUUGCAGAGGGAGCCUGGGAAGCGUGCCCCUCACAAACAGGGGCGAAACCCUCCGGCCAGCCCCGACGCCUGCCCCUCACAAAUAUGGCAUCCUGCGGAUUCUUAUUGGUCCUGGAGGGCUCUCUGGGCAGCGCUGAUUGGCGAACGGUGGGGGCGAGGCGAGGCGAGGCGGGGCGGGGCGUCUCCGGCCCGGCCUAAAGUGCGGCUGCGGGCACCGGGACUAUGUCGCAGGCACGCCGCCACCUGCGACCCGCUCUUUUCCUGGCGGCGGUUUCUGCGCGCGUUGCAACUACUGGGGUAGCGGCUCGGCGAGGGUUGAGCGCGUGGCCCGCGCCGCAGGAGCCCGGCAUGGAGUAUCAGGAUGCUGUGCGCGCACUGAACACCUUGCAGACCAAUGCUGGCUAUCUGGAGCAGGUAAAGCGCCAGCGGGGUGACCCUCAGGCACAGCUGGAAGCCAUGAAGCUGUACUUGGCACGGAGUGGGCUGCAGGUGGAAGACUUGGACCAGCUGAACAUCAUUCACGUCACUGGGACCAAGGGGAAGGGUUCCACUUGUGCCUUUACUGAACGUAUUCUCCGAAGCUAUGGCCUGAAGACAGGAUUCUUUAGCUCUCCCCACCUGGUGCAGGUGCGGGAGCGGAUCCGCAUCAACGGGCAGCCCAUAAGCCCUGAGCUCUUCACCAAGCACUUCUGGCCCCUCUACCACCGGCUGGAGGAGACCAAGGACAGCAGCAGUUAUGCCUCCAUGCCCGCCUACUUCCGCUUCCUCACGCUCAUGGCCUUCCACGUCUUCCUCCAAGAGAAGGUGGACCUGGCAGUGGUGGAGGUGGGCAUUGGUGGCGCUUACGACUGCACCAACAUCAUCAGGAAGCCUGCGGUGUGUGGCAUCUCCUCUCUUGGCAUCGACCACACCAGCAUUCUGGGGGACACAGUGGAGGAGAUCGCGUGGCAGAAAGGGGGCAUCUUCAAGCGUGGCGUCCCCGCCUUCACCGUGCUCCAGCCUGACGGUCCCCUGGCAGUGCUGAGGGACCGGGCCCAGCAGAUCUCAUGUCCUCUCUACCUGUGCCCACCACUGGAAGCCCUGGAGGAAGGGGGGCCGCCGCUGACCCUGGGCCUGGAGGGAGAGCACCAGAGGUCCAAUGCCGCCUUGGCCUUGCAGCUGGCUCGCUGCUGGCUACAGCAAAAGGACUACCGGGGCAUCGGGGAGCUGAAGGUGUCCAGGCCCAGUCUCUUGCGGCAGAUGCCCCUGGCGCCCGUGUUCCAGCCCACGACCCACAUGCGGCAUGGGCUUCGGGACACGGAGUGGCUGGGCCGGACGCAGGUGCUGCGGCGCGGGCCCCUCACCUGGUACCUGGAUGGCGCGCACACCGCCAGCAGCAUGCAGGCCUGCGUGCGCUGGUUCCGCCAGGCGCUGCACCGCCGCCCGAGGCCAAGCCGCGGCUCUGAGGUGCUUGUCCUGCUUUUCAACUCCACCGGAGACCGGGAUCCUGCAGCGCUGCUGAAGCUGCUGCAGCCCUGUCAGUUUGACUAUGCUGUUUUCUGCCCUAACCUGACAGAGGUUUCAACUGUUGGCAAUGCAGACCAGCAGAACUUCAUGGUGACCCUGGACCAGGUGCUGCUCCGCUGCCUUGCACACCAACAGCACUGGAGCCGCCUGGCCGAGGAGCAGGCCGGCCCGGAGCCUGGUGCGCCCACAUCCUCGCUGCUGGCUCCCCCCCCGCCCGAGCCCCGCAGCACCAGCUCCCUCGUCUUCAGCUGCAUCUCCCACGCCUUGCUGUGGAUCAGUCAAGGCCGGGACCCUGUCUUUCAGCCACCCGGUCCCCCGCAGGGCCUCUUCGCCCACCCGGCGGCAGGCAGCGGGGCCGGCGUGCUCCGUGAGGCUGCCGCCAUCCACGUGCUGGUCACCGGCAGCCUGCACCUGGUGGGCGGCGUCCUGAAGCUGCUGGAGCCGGCCCUGUCCCAGUAGCCCAGGCAGUGGGGGUGGAAGCGGGGGCCUCCCGCACCUGCCCUGCGUCUCUCCACGGACUGCUACGCUAGGUGCCCUUUGUCUUUUGCUUUUCUGAUGGUCUAGACUGGCCCGGGGACCCAGGCUUUAGGCAGCAAGAUCGAGGGCUGGAGGUGGGAGGCUGAGAUGGGCCGUCCUCUGUCUCUGAGCCUAGGGUGCCUCUGGCCUCUUCUUCCUCCCGGCUGAGAGAGCCAGAGGGCUUCCUGGUCGUCCCGCGGUCGCGGUUAGGCCUGACCACGCAGCCCACCUCCCCUCCCACCCUGCCUGCUUCCUGGCUCAGGCUUAGCUUCUUAGGCCAGGCCUAGGGUCCUGCUGGGUGCUGGUUGAUAGAUUUCCUCCUCCUAGUGGCCUUCUGGGAAAGAGACGGCUCCUGCCUGGGGCCCCCUAGGGACAGAGGAUGGCUGGAGACAAUUAAAGCCUUUAACUUUUUUAAAAAAAGAAAUGGCAAACGU